This is a messenger RNA of Elaeis guineensis (African oil palm), 2465 nucleotides long. RefSeq names its product sorting nexin 2B. Gene Ontology annotation, molecular function: phosphatidylinositol binding. Lineage: Eukaryota; Viridiplantae; Streptophyta; Magnoliopsida; Arecales; Arecaceae. The record is from RefSeq and is a predicted model, not a curated record.
CACCCUCCGUCCAUCGCGAUCCACAUUGCCCACGCGCCGGCCCGACACCACCCCCACCCCCCCACUCCACCCUCCUUCUCUCCGCUGUUAAAUUUUAUUCAGUUUAAGUUAUCAAAUAAAAGCAGGGAGAGAGAGAGGAAUAAGGAUGAUGGGCGCCCAGUACCGGCUCGAACCGCCAUCCGCGCGAGAAGAGGUGGAGGCCCUCGUCCUCGCCCCCAACGAUCCCCACCCGCUUGCCGCCGCUCCCGCCACCCCCGCCGCCAUCCACGGUGGCGAUGCCCUCCUGUUCCCCACUCUCUGCCCACACUCCCUCUCCUCCUUCCUUGAUCCUCCCGCCUACGCCAACGUCGUCUUCUCUUCCUUCGACUCCCAGAAUGGCGCCUCCGGCUCCCAUCACUUCCCCGGCCGCGCUUGCUCCUCCUGCCUCGCCGCCGACGGCGCCGCGGUCGUCUCUGAUUACUUCAGGAUCACUGUCUCUGACCCCCAGAAGGAGGAGGAGACGGCCGGAUCCCUCGUCCCCGGCAGCGGCACCUGUGUGACCUACCUCAUCACCACCAAGAUCGACCUCCCCGACUCCUCCGGCGGUGGGGCGACGGAGUUCCGCGUCCGGCGGCGGUUCCGCGACGUGGUCACCCUCGCCGAUCGCCUCGCCAAGGCGUACAGGGGGUUCUUCAUCCCGCCCCGGCCCGACAAGAACGUGGUGGAGAGCCAGGUGAUGCACAAGCAUGAGUUCGUCGAGCAGCGGCGCUCCGCCCUCGAGAAGUACCUCCGCCGGCUUGCAGUGCACCCGGUGAUCGGGAAGAGCGAUGAGCUGAGGGUGUUCUUGAGGACGCCCGGGAAGCUGCCGUUGCCGGCGAGCACCGACGUGGCCUCGAGGAUGCUGGACGGGGUGGUGAUGUUCGGGGCGGGAGGAACGGGGUAUGCUACUCCGCAGGAUGCGUUGCAGCCGGCAAAGAGGGGCAGGAAUUUGUUGAGGAUAUUCAAGGAGCUGAAGCAGUCGGUGGCAAAUGACUGGGGAGGGGUGAAGCCGGCAAUGGUGCAGGAGGAUAACGAGUUCUUGGAGAGGAAGGAGAAGGUGCAGGACUUGGAGCAGCGGCUCAGCAUCGCCUCCCAGCAGGCUGAAGCACUUGUCAAAGCACAACAGGAUAUUGGAGAAACGAUGGGUGCGUUGGGAUUGGCAUUCAUCAAACUGGCAAAAUUUGAAACUAAGGCAACAUAUGAUUCUCAAAGAAUACGAGCUGCCGACAUUAAACAUUUAGCAACUACAGCUGUAAAAGCAAGCAGAUUUUAUUGUGAAUCAAAUGCACAGACAGUUAAACAUCUGGGUACACUCCAUGAAUAUUUGGGGCUGAUGCUAGCUGUUCACAGUGCAUUCUCAGACCGUUCCCAUGCUUUAUUAACUAUACAAACACUUCUGUCAGAUUUGUCUUCUUUGCAUGCGAAGGCAAAAAAACUUGAAGCUGCAUCCUCAAAGAUAUUUGGUGGUGACAAAUCUAAAAUUCGUCAAUUAGAAGAAUUGAAAGAAACAAUAAGAAUCACAGAAGAUGCUAAAAGUUGUGCGCUAAAAGAGUAUGAGCAGAUUAAGGAAAACAACAGAACUGAACUGGAGAGGCUAAAUAGAGAAAGACAUGAUGAUUUUGUGGCUAUGCUGAAAGGGUUUAUAAUUAAUCAGGUCGCGAAUGCAGAGAAGAUUGCGGAUAUUUGGGCAAGGGAAGCAGAAGAAACAAGAAGACAUGUGAAGGGGAGAGAUCGAAUUCGGAGGAUGAAAAAUUGAGCUUGUAAGUUCCUCUUCCAGUAGAGCCCCCUGGCUCUAGGUGAUCACAUGUUCACUGCAUCAGACGGCUUUGAUGACGCACUACCCAAUGCAUCAAGUACACCAUCCUUGAAGCCCAGCUGUAGUGCGGGACAGUAGUUGCUGCCCUCUGCUAUCAAGAUGAUGGAUCGGCUCACUUCCACAGCACCUGAGAACCAAUCCGGUGCUGCACCAUCAGAUGCACAGUGGUGCCAUCUCAUGAUCACUCGGUCUAAGGAUGGGAUCCAAAAGGCACAAGUGAAGUUCGGUUAGUUGCUAAGGACUUCCCAUAACAACAGGAUGUCGAUUUUAUCGAAACUUUUAGGCCUAUUGUCAAAAACACAAUAAUCUGGUUGCUCUUUAUCCUUGCCAUCUCCUCGGGUGGUCUCUACUGCAAAUAGACAUCUCGAAUACAUUCUUACAUGGUGAGCUAGAUGAGACUGUUUAGAUGGAACAACCACCAGAGUUCUAGCAUCUGCAACUUCCACUCAUGUUUGCCAGCUGAAGAAGUCCCUCUACGGACUGUGCCAGGCUUCGAGAGCAUGGUUCCAUCAGCUGGGGUCCUUCUUGGUAUAGCAUGAUUUUUCUGGUUCACAAACAGAUACUUCCUUGUUCUUCCAUUACAGUGAUACAGGCUCCAUUUACAUUCUAAUUUAUGUUGAUAAUAUCAUCA